AUGACUCCUACAAAAUGCAUAGAUUGUGAAACAAAAACAUUUUGUAUAAAACAUAAACAUAUGAAAUUACUUAAUAAGAAUGAUCUUGAUCCUUCAUUAUGGUUAAAUGAUCAUAUUUAUACAUCAUAUAGACCAACUGAAAUGCCAUUAAAAAUGUGUUUAUGGAGUAUGUUUCGAUGGAAUAAUGAAACUAUUAAUAUAUGGAGUCAUUUUAUUGGUCUAUUAUAUUUUACAUUUUGCCAAUAUGAUACAAAUUUUAAUCAUUUAUCAUCAUUUGGUGCAUCAUCAACAGAUCAUAUCUUUUUUUCUCUUUCAUUAUUAGGAUCACAGUUAUGUAUGUUAUUUUCAACUUUAUAUCAUUUAUUUGGAUGUGUAAAUAGUAAAGAAAGAAAAAAAUGGCUUCAAUUAGAUGUUUUUGGAAUAUCUUGCGCGCUAUUAGGUGUUUAUUUAGGUGGAAUUUAUACAUCAUUUUAUUGUUUUCCAGACAUUCUUUAUACAUAUCUUAUUGGACUAUCAUUUAUUUGUGUUAUAUCAUUGUACAUUCCAUUUAAACGAGAUUCAUUAGAUUGUAAAUUAUUUAAAAAUUCUAGAAUUGGAUUUUUACAACUUGCAUAUUUAACAAUUAUUGCUUUUGGAAUAUAUCCUACAAUUCAUUGGAUAAGACUAUAUGGAGGUUUUGAUUCACCACAUGUUAGAAAAUGGAUUCCAUCAAUAAUAAUUUUAUAUGUACUUCUUGCAGCAGCAUUUUUCUUUUAUGCUUCAUUAAUACCAGAAAAAAUAUCACAUGGAACAUUUGAUAUAGUUGGAUGUAGUCAUCAAUGGUGGCAUUUAUUAAUCUUAAUAGCACUUGCAAAAUGGCAUUCAGCAGGAAUAGAAUUAUUAGGCUUUUAUUAUUCUAGUGACAAUGCAUGUAGAAUAGCUUAUGGAGAAAAUCUUUAUCAUCAAUCUGUUACAUUACAUAAAGGCAAUUUCACAAUAAUAUGA
Molecule: messenger RNA, 984 nt
Organism: Strongyloides ratti
Lineage: Eukaryota; Metazoa; Nematoda; Chromadorea; Rhabditida; Strongyloididae
Product: Progestin and adipoQ receptor family member 3
Exons: 2
Coding region: 1-984 (327 amino acids)
Cellular component (GO): membrane
Molecular function (GO): signaling receptor activity
Source: RefSeq, a predicted model, not a curated record